This is a messenger RNA of Rotaria sp. Silwood1, 831 nucleotides long. NCBI's taxonomy places the organism in Eukaryota, Metazoa, Rotifera, Eurotatoria, Philodinida, Philodinidae. The record is from the annotation of a GenBank genome assembly.
AUGGCAAAUAUUUCAAUUUCAUUUAUUGGACGUUUUUGGAUUUAUUUAAUAUCGAAUAUAGCAUCAAUUAUUUGUUCUAUAUUUGUACUUUACUAUUUUCUCUUUAGUCGAAAACUUCGUCAUAGUUUACAUAAUCAUGUUGUUAUUAUUAUUUUAAUUAUAAAUUUUAUAAUUGAGAUAACCGAUAUAUCAUGGAUUCUUUAUUAUUAUCGAAAUGGUGUUGUUUUAAUAAAAACAUCAUUAUUUUGUAGAACUUGGAAAUUUCUUGAUAGUUCAUCAUAUGUAACAACAGCAAAACUUGUUGCAUGGGCUUCAAUAGAACGAUAUAUUCUUAUUUUUCAUGAUAGUUGGAUCUGUGCUUAUGAUAGUACAACAUAUUCGAUGUUUGAGUUCAUUACAGGUGGAAUAACAAAUGCAAUAAUUAUAGCUAUAUUUAGUAUGAUCCUUAUUAUUCGUCUUAUAAAACAAAAGCAUCGACUAAAUCAACAACUCAAUUGGCGUAAACAUCGUAAAAUGACUAUUCAACUUCUAUCAAUUGUAUUAUUAUUUUAUAUAUUCUAUUUGCCUAGUGUUAUCAUAGGAAUCUUAUUUAAUUGUGGUGUUCCAUAUAGUAAUCUGGAAUAUUUAUUAGCCUAUGGACAAUUUUUCUCUUAUUAUAUAAACUUUCUACUUCCAUUUGUUUGUGCUGGAACACUACCUCAUCUUAGAAAGAAAAUCAAAAAUACACUAAGAAUAGGCCCAGUGUAUACACGUGGUACUGUUGAACCAACUCAAAAUACUAUUCAACGUCGAGCAACUGACCAAAACAGCAAUUCUCAUAGGAAUUGUUGA